This is a messenger RNA of Spodoptera littoralis (African cotton leafworm), 444 nucleotides long. NCBI's taxonomy places the organism in Eukaryota, Metazoa, Arthropoda, Insecta, Lepidoptera, Noctuidae. The record is from the annotation of a GenBank genome assembly.
AUGUCUGGUCAAAGUAGAAAUGUCUAUUGGAUGGUAGUUAGAAACUUUAUCAACUCCUUUAAACCACGCCGGAUUAGAGGAAAUGAUAUGGGUAAAGAUUACAUUGGCAAUUCUUAUUUUGAAAUACCUGCAGAUCCCAGUGAGGGUAAGAGGAAGCCUACCAGGUGGUACAAUCCACCAAAAGGCCAAGAUUUUCAAGAUCCCAUACCUGCAGAAUGGGAGGCUUGGUUGAGGAUGCGAAGGCAAGAGCCACCAACAGAAGAAGAGAUCACAAAGAAUCUUGCUAUAGCUCAGAUGAAGAAAAUAAAUGCAGCUAAAAUUGAAGCCAAGAGGUUGGCCGAAGGAGGAUCUUUGCCGUCAAUACCAGAAAAGGGGCACCAAUCGUUCCCUAUUUAUCCAGACUACCAUGCCGGUGAUUCACAAAAUGAACCACCCAAUAAAUGA